UUUCCUUCGUCGAAAAUUCGUAAUGUUCAAAGUUGGCCGACAUGCAUCUUUCUAAAACGUGUUUCAUGCCUUAUGGAUUUCUGAGGUUGGUCGUGCGGUUCAUCGGAACGCCUAUUUGAUUUACAUUGCCUUAAAUUCGAGCUGCAAUCAUGUCUUCAGGCAAGAAAGGAAAGAAGAAGAAGAAGGUUAAAACUCUCGAUUUAAUGUCAUAUCUCGCUACUACUGAUGGUGCAACACCCGCUGUGCCAAUAAAACCAUUGAGUAGUAGUUGGAACGAUGAAAUGGAAAAUGAUCACGAAGGAUUUACAUCAAGAAGCAGCAAAGAACCAAUUGUUCUACCUACCGCUCCAAGAGCUGCACGAGACCCUCGUGGGACCGAUGAUGAUGUCCCUACUAAUCCACCUUAUGUAGCUUAUCUUUCUAAUCUUCCUUAUGAAGUGGACGAAGCAUAUCUGGGAGAGUUUUUUGCAGACAUGAAGAUUUCUAACAUACGUUUACCGAAAGAUUCUAACAAACUCAAGGGAUUUGGAUAUGUUGAAUUUGAAGAUCGUCAAAGUUUAAUUGAUGCUCUUAAUCUAUCUAACACGCCUAUGAAAGCAAGAAGAGUACGAAUCGAUGUUUCAAAUAGCGUUAACGAUGAUCGUCGUGGUGGACGUAUGGGCAGAGAUAGUCGUAGAGAUACUUACGAUGAUCCUGAGCGUACAUCUGGAGAUUGGAGAAGCGGUCCACGGGACGAAACUUUGCCUUCAGAUGGGGACUCGUACCGAAGCCGAUAUGAUAAUAGGGAUAGAGACAGAAGAGAUGAUCGUGAAUCUUCCGAACUCGAUAACAAGCCUGGUGCAUGGCGCGAUAGCACUGACAGAGGAAAGCCAACAUUCAGAGACAGAGGCGGUUUCAGGGAUGACAGAGAUGACAGAGAAAGAGACUGGGGUGGUCGCUACGAUAGGGGUAGUCGAGAAAGAGACGGAGACAAAGGAAGCAGUUUCGGGCCGCGUCGUAAUUAUGGAGAUUCUGAUUGGAGUCGGGACGGUCCGCGCAGACAAGAAAAACCCAGCGUAGAUAGUAAAUUCGAAUCGAAGACUAGACCGAAACUGCAGCUACAACCUCGUACAAAACCAAUUGAGGCUGUUGGAAAAGACGAACAAUCUGCAACUCAAGGUGCUCCUGCUGCUCCUACCGCUCCUUCUUCUGCACCUGCUCCUGCGCCAUCAGCAAAUAUAUUUGGUGCUGCGAGACCCGUGGAUACCACUGCCAGGGAAAGAGAAAUAGAAGAACGUCUUGCAAAAUCAUACGCGGAAUCAAAGUCCAGAGAAGACGGGGAUCCAGAAAAACGUGGUAAGGAGGGUGCAUGGGGUAAACGCAAUGGAGAAGGUCGCGAUGAGAAAGACACAGAUCGAGGUCGAUCAACAUGGCGGUCGGAUGACGACAGAGGUCGACGAAAUGAAAUAUCGGCAUCGCGAAGAGAGCCCGCUCAAUCUGAUCAAUACGGAGACUCUCGGGGUCAAGCCUCUUCGCGUUCUGGACUCCCACCUUUGAGGGCUCCUCCAAGAUCUAACGAUAGUCGUGGUCCAGAUAGAGACCGAAAAGAUAGAGAAAAGGAUGAUAUUAGCAGGAUGCCAAAGGCAAAGGACGAACAAGCUCCAAAUUUCGUAGCUUCCAAUAAGUAUUCCAUGCUACAUGAUGAUGUGGACCCUGACAAUAUUGAUGAUUAGUUCCGACCGACUAUACAUCAUCAAUUAAAUUGUGCCACAGCAUCGUAAUUGGUCUAUAUAUGCAUAUUAUUAAUUUGUUUUAUCUCUACUAAAUACUUAUCGAAUUAAUUCAUGAAUCAAGCACUAAGCUCUUGGUAUUACUUUACAGGAAUUAUUGUUGAUUUGUAUUUAAUCUAUUUUAUUAUUCUUAAUAUAAUUACCUAUCUACAUAUGUAUUUACUUUAUAUUUCGGUAUGAAUGUUCAAUAUAAUUAAAUCAAUUUGAAAAUUUGGAUAAUUUUAGAACGAAAAAUUACAAUAAUUUUUGUAUUAUUUAAUUCUGAGGAUAAUUGCAACCAUAAGGCUUAUGAAUUGGGACUUUAUACGUCAUACUUUAUCCAUUGUACAAUUAUUGUACGAUAUGUAACUCAUUAUUUACAUGUAAUAUAACAAUAACAAUUUAGGAGGAAACAAAAUAAUAAGUGUAUGGGAAUUUA
Hylaeus volcanicus is the source of this 2187-nucleotide messenger RNA. It is a transcript of the gene eIF4B, whose product is annotated as eukaryotic translation initiation factor 4B-like. Gene Ontology annotation, molecular function: RNA binding. The transcript is spliced from 12 exons. The record is from RefSeq and is a predicted model, not a curated record. Lineage: Eukaryota; Metazoa; Arthropoda; Insecta; Hymenoptera; Colletidae. The coding region runs from base 150 to 1712 and encodes 520 amino acids.